This is a messenger RNA of Eurytemora carolleeae, 1974 nucleotides long. RefSeq lists its product as uncharacterized. Bases 150 to 1622 code for a protein of 490 amino acids. The transcript is spliced from 7 exons. The record is from RefSeq and is a predicted model, not a curated record. Lineage: Eukaryota; Metazoa; Arthropoda; Copepoda; Calanoida; Temoridae.
UCCAAGUGUAGUUUCAUGUUUAGUGCUGAAGGGUACGGAGCUAGAGAGUGUUUAUGAUAUAAUGCAGUGAGAACAGGGAUUAACUCUAAAAUGAGAAUUUAUAUGAAAUAAAAACUACCCUGCUAUUAUAGGAAUGUUGAAGAGCUAGGAUGAACUCUGCUGUAGGAUCUCUUCUCCGACCUAGGUUUCUCUUCUCCGUCCUACUCCUGGUUCUGCUCUUGGACCCUGUACAUACACUCACACACAAGGACUGGUUGACCCUAAGGACGGAGAGAGCCUAUAUUCUCUCCAGUUAUAAACAUCUUAUGACAUCAAGUACCUUGAGCUGGGCCCGGGUUGAGGAUAUAGUAUCAGGACGGAUACCAACCUCCCGACUAGUUCUAGUUGAAGACUCAGCCGUCUGCAGGGUACGGGACGGAAAUGAGCAGCGCGCCGGGCGUACAGAUCUCUCCGGUUCCUGUCUGGCAGGCCCAGGGUUAAAGAAGCAUACUGAAUAUCAGGUUCUAGUGGAUGGAACCUCAUUGUCCAGGUAUGAAUGGAGAUACUGGGACAUGUACACGAUGCCGCAAACAGGAACAGUCGCGUACAAUACUAAAACCUACGUUGGAAGCUUUAGAACGGAGACAGGGCGGGAAAUAAUCGGAGAACUGGACUUUAAUCGAGGAUUAAAUGGGAAUAUAAAGUCCUAUGUUACUGAGAACAGUUCAGAGCUCUCGGUCCAAGGUUUAGCUCUCGUUGAGAUAGAACCAGUCAAAUAUAUUAUUGAUUCCGUUGAUUUGAACACUGGACGAGGAAAGAUAAAAAAGCGUGAUAUAGUCCUGGGAAAAAUUACUAUCUCUAGAGACAAGGAUGAAACCGAACCCGAGGAUUGGAAAUAUAUUGAAGGACGGAUUAAGUUCUCCGAACCUGUCUCCCAGUCCUGGGAUCAUAUACCUGGAACCAGUAAGGGAAUAGACACGGAGACAAGGUUGAGAAACCGAACCUACCAGUUCCCCUGGGGUAUGGAGUGGAAUGGAGAUGAGGUUGGAGAAAGACGGGUCGGAGCCAACCUUCAACCUGGAACCAAAAUUGACAUAACUCUUGAGGGGGUUCUCUUCAGUGGAGAUGUUCCUUAUACAGCAGUCUUCAUCCAGUUAUACAAGGACGAUGUGAGAAAAGAAACAAAUAUAGAAGGAAUAAUAACCCUGACCUCGGUAGAAAGUAUAUCGAUAGUCCAGGGUGUUCCAUCCUACCUGGAGACAGGUUUACCGGCUCCGCGUCAUCCUAAACCUACUCCAGUUCCAACCAAUCCAGCUCCAGCAACUACAGUACUCCCGGAGGAUACAGAGUACCCUGAGUAUACCCAGGAUAGUAUUAAAGAUGGUUCCAAGGAUUAUAUGGGAGAUGAGAGGACGGAUACUGACUCCAGACUACCCGCUACUCUCUACCCUCCUCCGGAACCAACAACUCGUAAACCCAACCCUCUGCGAAGGUUCUAUCCUGAAGAGGAAGAUAAGGUUGACAAGGAUAAAGUGACAGCUUCAAAGUUUCUGGAAAAUGUCAGCAGUGGGAAAUACCAAGUGAUAUUAAGCGGUGGACCUUUGAUGUGUAUUCUCUAUGUAUGCCUGCUUGAUUUAUUCUAAUCUUUAUGAGAUCUAAUCUAAUGAUCUAAAUGAUUAUAUGCUUUGAUAAAAUUGUUGAAAAAGCAAAACAGUAUUCAAGCUUUGAUGAUCGCUAUUUAGAAUGUGACAAACAGGAAAUGCAUGGAAUAAACGAGGUAUAUAACCCUGUAUCCCAUAUUUUCUUACCCUUAUGACUGGGGAAGCUUCUAGAUUUGAAUGCAUGUAUUAAGAAGAAACAUAAAAAGGCUCUUUUACGGGUAAUUUACAAUUAUAAAAUGGGUAUAUUGGAUCCUAGCUCACUAUAGUUUCAGUAGAAGUAAAUAUUUACAUUUACUGAUUAGUCCCGAUAUAAGGAUUCAUCUCUAAUUGGAUA